UUUUUUUGGCUCUACUGGCUACCUUCGCUAUGGAAGAACCUGAGAUGCAACUGAAAGGAAAGAAAGUCACAGACAAGUUCACUGAGAGUGUCUAUGUCCUUGCCAAUGAGCCAUCAGUGGCCCUGUACCGGCUACAGGAACACGUGCGACGCUCACUGCCAGAGCUGGCCCAGCACAAGGCUGAUAUGCAGCGGUGGGAGGAGCAGAGCCAGGGCGCCAUAUACACCGUGGAAUAUGCCUGCAGUGCUGUGAAGAGCUUGGUGGACAGCAGUGUGUACUUCCGAAGUGUGGAAGGCCUGCUCAAACAGGCCAUCAGUAUCCGGGACCACAUGAGCACCAGCGCCCAGGGCCACAGCCAGGAGAAACCAUCCCCUCCUCCUUCCGUGGCUUGACCCUGACCCUGGAAGACUUAGGGCUGCCAGCUUCCACACCCAGCCUCCUGUCUUGCAGACCUGGCAGAAUCGGUUCCUUGAACACCAUAUUGACGACUCAGCAAGAACUGAAGACCUAGCAAGGUGGCCAGUGCCUACUGCCCACUGCUUCAGCCAUAAUUGUCCCCCUUGGUCAUAAAUUAGAGUCACUGUUCCAGUAGCACUCAUGUGACAAUCUUUGUGCCUGUACACUAUCC
Messenger RNA from Rattus norvegicus (Norway rat), 628 nucleotides. RefSeq names its product BLOC-1 related complex subunit 8 (gene Borcs8). NCBI's taxonomy places the organism in Eukaryota, Metazoa, Chordata, Mammalia, Rodentia, Muridae. Bases 30 to 392 code for a protein of 120 amino acids. The record is from RefSeq and is marked validated. The transcript is spliced from 6 exons. Gene Ontology annotation, cellular component: lysosomal membrane.